AUGGAUGGAUUGUACCAGUGUGAAUAUUCACACGACUCCAGCAUCUCCACAAGUGACUCUGUCAACCUCUCUGUUACUGGUGUGCCCAUCAGAUUAGCUGGUUCUGGGUCCACUCCGUGUGCUGGAAGAGUUGAAUACUACUAUAAAAAACGUUGGGGAACAGUCUGUGAUAAUGACUGGGACAUAAAUGAUGCUGAGGUGGUCUGCAGACAGUUAGACUGUGGACCAGCACUGAAUGCCACUCGAUCAGCUCAAUUUGGUGAAGGAAAGGGAGACAUCCUGCUUGAUAAUGUGGCUUGUUCAGGAAGUGAAAGUUCUCUAACUAAAUGUCAGCACAGAGGAUUUGGGACGCACAACUGUGGACAUCAUCGGGAUGCUGGUGUCAUCUGUACAGGAAUCAGAUUAGCUGGGUCUCAGUCCCCAUCUUCUGGAAGAGUUGAAAUCUAUCACAACAACAGCUGGGGAACAGUCUGUGAUGAUGGCUGGGACAUAAAUGAUGCUGAGGUGGUCUGCAGACAGUUAGUCUAUGGGACGGCACUGGCAGCUCCUAAAGAGAAUCAUUUUGGUGAAGGAAGUGGACCAGUCUGGUUUGAUGAUGUGGCCUGUUCGGGAAAUGAAAGAUCUAUAACCCAGUGUCAGCUUGGAGAAUUCGGGAGCAGUUGUAGACACCAUAAAGAUGCUGGAGUCAUAUGCUCAGGUGUAGCCAUCAGAUUAGCUGGUUCUCUGUCGACUCGUUGCUCUGGAAGAGUCGAAAUCUUUUACAACAACACUUGGGAAACAGUCUGUGAUCAUAACUGGGACAUAAAUGAUGCUGAGGUGGUCUGCAGAGAGUUAAACUGUGGAACAGCACUGAAAGCCACUCAGUCUGCUCACUUUGGUGAAGGAACAGGAGAAAUCUGGCUGGAUGAUGUGUCCUGUUCAGGAAGUGAGAGAUCUCUGACUGAGUGUAAUCACGGAGGAUUUGGUAUACACAGCUGUACACACAGUAAGGAUGCUGGUGUCAUCUGUUCAGGUGUGCCAGUCAGAUUAUCUGGAAGCACUUUGUGCUCUGGAAGAGUUGAAAUCUUUUACAACAACACUUGGGGAACAGUCUGUGAUGAUAACUGGGACAUAAAUGAUGCUGAGGUGGUUUGCAGAGAGCUCGGCUGUGGAACGGCACAGAGUGCUGCUGUAUCAGCCCGCUUUGGUGAGGGAAGUGGAUCCAUCUGGCUUGAUGAUGUGGACUGUUCAGGAAGUGAGAGAUCUCUGACUGAGUGUCAGCACAGAGGAUUUGGGACACAUGACUGUACACACAGUGAUGAUGCUGGUGUUGUCUGCUCAGUGAUCCUCCCAAAGCCCAGAAUCUCCAUGAAUCCUGCUAAUAAAGUUAAGUGGAGAAGUGAUCUCAGCAUCACUUGUUCAAUAUCACCUCAAAGCCGACAGCUUCUACAAGGAGAAUUUACUCUGAAGCAGAUUUCAGGCUCAUUCGUCCAGACAAAACCAUCAACCACCAACUCUGCUACAUUCAAGAUCCUCAAAGUAGAUUUUGACAAGGACGGAUUGUACCAGUGUGAAUAUUCAUACGGCUCCAGCUUCUCCACAAGUGACUCUGCUAACAUCUCUGUUAUUGUGUCACUGGAGCGGCCCAGUAUCUCUGUGACAUCUCCAAAUGGAGGACUGGUCAAGGUUUAUGAAGGUGCAGAAAUCAUCAAGGGUUACAGCUUCAUCUUCAGCUGCAAAACUAGUCUGACCUUGAACAUGAUGCCGACUACAGCUGUGUGUAUGAGAUAA
This is a messenger RNA of Neolamprologus brichardi, 1770 nucleotides long. NCBI's taxonomy places the organism in Eukaryota, Metazoa, Chordata, Actinopteri, Cichliformes, Cichlidae. The record is from RefSeq and is a predicted model, not a curated record.